Nelumbo nucifera (sacred lotus) is the source of this 1001-nucleotide messenger RNA. Lineage: Eukaryota; Viridiplantae; Streptophyta; Magnoliopsida; Proteales; Nelumbonaceae. The record is from RefSeq and is a predicted model, not a curated record.
UCCAACUCCCACCCCGGCCUCAAAUUCCUAUUUAUCCAAUUUUGUUUUCUUCUCUCUAAGGCCCCAAACCAUUAACCAUGGCGAGAAAGAAGGUUAAGCUUGCACUGAUUGCUAACGAAUCGGCUAGGAGAACCACUUUCAAGAAAAGGAAGAACGGUUUGAUGAAGAAGGUGAGUGAACUUAGCACUCUAUGUGGCGUCAGUGCUUGUGCCAUCAUUUACAGUCCCUAUGAUAAACAGCCAGACGUUUGGCCCUCUGCAUCCGAUGCCCAGCGCGUGCUUGCAAGGUUUAAGAACUUGCCUGAGAUGGAACAAAGCAAGAAGAAGAUGAACCAGGAGGUCUUCCUCAGGCAAAGGAUAUCCAAAUUGAAGGAGCAGCUGAAGCGGCAAGAGAAAGACAAUCGAAAACAUGAGAUGACUAUACUUAUGUACCAGACCUUAGCAGGUAAGAGCUUGAACGAUGUGCUCAUCGGGGAUUUGAACGAUUUAGCAUGGUUAGUGGACGAGAAAUUGAAAGAAAUCCAAGAGAGGAUCGAACAGCUUAGGAGAACACCACCCCGUUUUAUUGCAGUUGAAGAGAGUAGGUGUGGCGACGACACUGAUGUACAAGAAAAUAAUAAAACAGCCUUAGAGUUCAUGGCCAUGGACGCACUGCAAGCACAAACAUUACCCAGCUGCUGGUUCAUGGAAGUUAUGAACCCACAUGAACAUAUUAUGGGUUCGGGUUCCGGCGGGGAUUCGAUAGGAGUCGUGCCUUAUGACAGUGAUGCCACUUACUGGUCAAAUGCUUUCUUUCCUUAAUUUAAUUACAAGGAGUUUUUCUUGGUUUAAAAUCUUCUAAUUACCAAGUUCAGCUUGUUAAAUUGGGUUUCAUCACUUAUGUUUCAUGUAGAUAAAUAACUCAUCCUAAGUAGGUUAUUUCCUUAUUGCUUUGUUUUAAUGUCAAUCUAUUUAGUCUGCUUUAUCUCUAGACUGAGAAUGUUUGGGAUAAUACAUAUGUUC